AUGCCAAAAGUCGUCUCUUUUUACAUCCGAGAUGAGAACUCCGGAUACUUGUUUUUAGUGGACACUGGGGCACAAAUUAGUGUAAUACCAGCCAAACCUAAUAUGUUGACUAGAAAGACAGAUUAUACGUUACAAGCGGCGAAUGGAUCUUCAAUCCAGACAUAUGGUGAAACCUCUUUAACCCUAAAUCUGGGAUUUAGGCGAUCUUUUCCGUGGGUAUUCACGAUAGCCCAAGUUCGAACCCCAAUCCUAGGAGCGGAUUUCCUCGCCCACUUUAACUUGUCCGUUAAUAUGUCUUCCCUUUCUUUGGAGGAUAAAACGACCAACAUUACAAGGAAAGGAAUUACAUCUAUUUAUACGAGCACAUGUAUCAGCGCAACUCUACCUGAAGCCAACGGAAUGCAGGAUCUGUUACAAAAAUAUUCUCAAAUUACAACACCAUUCCGGUAUACAGAAACCGUUCGUCACAAUGCUGAGCACCACAUUGAUACUACGGGCCCACCCACGCAUUCAUCUCCACGGCGAUUGAGGCCUGAUAAAUAUAAACUGGCGAAAGACGAGUUUCAGCACAUGCUGGACCUCGGACUAACUAGCCACGUUAUUACGAAUGUCCUUUUAUUAGAACUACCAAGCUGCGAUCUUUCACGACUGUCAUACCAAGGACGAACAGACUACACCAGCGCCGUCCGCGUCGAUCUUCUCUCUCUUUUCCUAAGCGCCGACGCGCUCUUUACAAAAGGGCAGACAUCCGGGGAUCGACUGGACCUCGAACACCGCUGUUCCAUUCGGCCUACCUCCGAGCUGUCGCCUUGA
Molecule: messenger RNA, 813 nt
Organism: Acanthosepion pharaonis
Lineage: Eukaryota; Metazoa; Mollusca; Cephalopoda; Sepiida; Sepiidae
Source: the annotation of a GenBank genome assembly